CACUCCACCAGUCCCACUUCCUAUAAACCCUAACCCUAACCCUAACCCUAACCCUCUCCAUCGCCAUGGCCGCCGACGACGACUCCUCCCCCACUCCCCGCGUGGUCGAGGAGUGCCGCGGCGUGCUCCGCGUGUACAGCGACGGGUCCGUCUCCCGCUCCCCGGGCCCCAGCUUCCCCGUCCCCGUCCGCGACGACGGAUCCGUGGAGUGGCGCGACGCGCUCUUCGACCCCGGCCACGGCCUCCACCUCCGCCUCUACAAGCCCCGCUGCCGCCCCGCGGGGGCCAAGCUCCCCGUCUUCUUCUACUUCCACGGCGGCGGCUUCUGCAUCGGCUCCCGCACCUGGCCCAACUGCCAGAACUACUGCCUCCGCCUCGCCUCCGCCCUCGGCGCCCUCGUCGUCGCCCCCGACUACCGCCUCGCCCCCGAAGACCCCCUCCCCGCCGCCCUCCUCGACGCCGCCGCCGCCCUCGCCUGGCUCCGCUCCGCCGACGACGACCCCUGGCUCGCCUCCUCCGGCGCCGACCUAGCCCGCGUCGUCGUCUCCGGCGACUCCGCUGGAGGGAACAUCGCCCACCACCUCGCCGUCCGGUUCGGCUCCCCCGCCGCCCGGGCCGAGCUGAGCCCGGUCCGCGUCGUCGGGUACGUCCUCCUCAUGCCCUUCUUCGGCGGAGCCCAGCCGACCCGGUCCGAGUCGGAGUGCCCGGCCGACGCGUUCCUGAACCGGGACCUGAACGACCGCUACUGGCGCCUCGCGCUCCCGGCCGGGUUCGGUUUGGACCACCCGACGGUGAACCCGUUCGGGCCGGAGAGCCCGAGCCUCGAGCCGGUCGAGUUCGAGCCCGUGCUGGUCGUGGUCGGGGGGAAGGAUCUGUUGAGGGACCGGGGGGCGGACUACGCGGCUCGGCUGAGCCGGAUGGGGAAGCCGGUCGAGCUCGUCGAGUUCGAGGGGCAGCAGCACGGGUUCUUCACCAUCGACCCCUGGUCCCAACCAUCCGACGAGCUCAUGCGGAGGGUCAAGCGGUUCGUCGAGGAGUGUUGCGCCCGGUCCAGCUGAGCCGGGUUCGGAUUGGGUUGUGAGGUGGACUGUGUCCUUCCAUUGUUGGGAAAAUUGAAGGGAUAUUUGUAUUUCAAUAAGUACCUGAGAGUUGUAACUUCCACACUAUGACUAGUGUUCAUUUGGAACAGAUACUAGGUGCAUAUUAUAAUUCGUGUGCAAAAAUAUUCUGUACACGAAAUAAUCUUACAUUAUAUGCGAGGUUGCUCAGAUCUGAACAAUCCUAGAUUCAAUCUAGCAUUGGAUACUCAUAA
Molecule: messenger RNA, 1312 nt
Organism: Ananas comosus (pineapple)
Lineage: Eukaryota; Viridiplantae; Streptophyta; Magnoliopsida; Poales; Bromeliaceae
Product: probable carboxylesterase 15
Exons: 1
Coding region: 66-1058 (330 amino acids)
Molecular function (GO): hydrolase activity
Source: RefSeq, a predicted model, not a curated record